Molecule: messenger RNA, 187 nt
Organism: Paramecium primaurelia
Lineage: Eukaryota; Ciliophora; Oligohymenophorea; Peniculida; Parameciidae
Source: the annotation of a GenBank genome assembly
AUGUUGCUGCAAGUUGGUGGAUAUGUUAUAUUAAACUCACCUUUUGAGAGAGUUAGAAUAUAAUUUUUAAAAGAAUUGAAAAAUUAUGAAUGUUUGACGAUAUAGUUUUUGUUAGUUUUAGGUAAUGUAUUUUAAAAGAAAAAAUUUAGGUUCUGGUUUGCUUGAUGAAUAAUUGAGUUCAAUGUGA